This is a messenger RNA of Arvicola amphibius (Eurasian water vole), 4351 nucleotides long. RefSeq names its product oxidative stress responsive kinase 1 (gene Oxsr1). Gene Ontology annotation, biological process: protein phosphorylation. Gene Ontology annotation, molecular function: ATP binding; protein serine/threonine kinase activity. Lineage: Eukaryota; Metazoa; Chordata; Mammalia; Rodentia; Cricetidae. The record is from RefSeq and is a predicted model, not a curated record.
GGGCGGCGGCUGGGCGUGGGGGAGGCGUGCGGCGAGUUGACCCCGAGAGCCCCGUGCGUGAGGGAGCGCCGAGCCAGGCGCUGCCAGCGGCCGUCAUGUCUGAAGACUCGAGCGCCCUGCCCUGGUCCAUCAACAGGGACGACUAUGAGCUGCAGGAGGUGAUCGGGAGUGGAGCAACUGCCGUGGUUCAGGCUGCUUACUGUGCCCCCAAAAAGGAGAGAGUGGCCAUCAAACGGAUAAACCUCGAGAAGUGUCAAACUAGCAUGGAUGAGCUCCUGUCCUCAGAAAUAAAGAGUUUUUGGCAGUGCCAUCAUCCUAAUAUUGUGUCUUACACGUCUUUUGUGGUAAAAGAUGAGCUGUGGGCUAGUCAUGAGCUGCUGAUGGAGGGUGAGUUCUGUUCGGAUAUUAUUAAGCAUAUUGUGGCAAAAGGGAACAUAAAAGUUGGAGUCCUAGAUUGAGUCCGACCCAUUGCUACAAUCCUUCGAGACAGUCCUGGGGGAUUGGCCCUGCAUAAGAAUGGGCAGAUUCACAGAGAUGUGAAAGCUGGAAACAUUCUUCUAGGAGAGGACGGCUCGGUGCAGAUCGCAGAUUUUGGUGUGAGUGCUUUUUUAGCUACUGGCGGUGAUAUCACCAGAAAUAAAGUGAGGAAAACAUUUGUUGGCACCCCUUGCUGGAUGGCACCUGAAGUUAUGGAGCAGGUUCGAGGCUAUGAUUUUAAAGCUGAUAUCUGGAGUUUUGGAAUUACAGCGAUUGAACUUGCCACAGGGGCAGCUCCUUAUCAUAAAUAUCCACCAAUGAAGGUUUUGAUGCUGACACUCCAGAAUGAUCCUCCCUCUUUGGAAACUGGUGUUCAAGAUAAAGAAAUGCUGAAGAAAUACGGAAAAUCAUUUAGAAAAAUGAUUUCACUGUGCCUUCAAAAGGAUCCAGAAAAAAGGCCAACAGCGGCAGAACUAUUGAGGCACAAGUUUUUCCAGAAAGCAAAGAAUAAAGAGUUUCUUCAAGAAAAAAUAUUACAGAGAGCACCUACCAUUUCUGAAAGAUCUAAAAAGGUUCGGAGAGUACCUGGCUCCAGCGGCCGUCUGCAUAAGACAGAGGAUGGAGGCUGGGAGUGGAGUGAUGACGAAUUUGAUGAGGAAAGUGAGGAAGGGAGAGCAGCAAUUUCCCAACUCAGGUCUCCCCGGGUGAAGGACUUACCGUCAAACUCUGAGCUCUUCUCAGCAGCUGACCCCAUGGGUACUCUGCUCCAAGUUCCAGAACAGAUUUCUGCUCAUCUACCUCAGCCAGCUAGCCAGAUGCCUACACAGCCUGAUCAAGUCUCUCUCCUGCCCCCUGCAGAGCCAGCAAAAACAGCACAGGCUCAGUCUUCAGGAGACUGCUCCCAGGAGACCAAGGUCCCUAUCAGUCUUGUGCUGAGAUUAAGAAAUUCCAAAAAGGAACUAAAUGAUAUUCGAUUUGAAUUCACUCCUGGGAGAGACACAGCAGAGGGUGUCUCUCAGGAGCUCAUUUCUGCUGGCCUCGUCGAUGGAAGGGACUUAGUCAUAGUGGCAGCUAAUUUGCAGAAAAUUGUGGAAGAACCUCAGUCAAAUCGAUCUGUCACUUUCAAACUGGCAUCCGGUGUUGAAGGUUCAGAUAUUCCUGAUGAUGGCAAACUAAUAGGAUUUGCCCAGCUCAGCAUCAGCUAAACUACAGUCCUGGAAGAGUCAGCCUAAGGAGGUGCCACACAUGCAUAUCUGUUGCUUCUGUUGGCCUGGACCUACAACUGCCAAAGAACCCAGCAACAAACUUCCCGGCUUGGAGCUUUAGAGUUUUUUAUUUAUGUUCUUCUUGCCAUCCUCCCCACCCCUUUUCCCUUAAGGAAAGAAAAGUUGGUUUACCAGUGGCCAGCAUCUCCUCAGAGAGUUCCGUUAGUAGAUAAGAUGCUCAUGUCCCCUCUCUUCCUCCAUCUGAGAGCAGCCAGCGUGCCUCAGGGCCCAGGAUGGAAAUCUCUCAGCUCAUUCUUGCCUUACUACAGCGAUGGCCCAAGUGGAUAGUAGAGCUGCAUUGGGCAUCCUCAUCUUGCCUGUUCUCCCACACCUGCUGGGACUUGAGCAUCUUGGGAUAGCUCUUUAACACUGAAGUAGCAAUUAAAAGUUGAUUGUUCCAGCUGGAGCCCAGAGAAUUUAAUUAGUGUUUUUUCUUUGUACCUGAUGAGAAUUCUAGCAACCUUUGUUAGGAAAAAGCACAGCCUCAGAUGGAGGCAGCCUAAACUCUUGUCUGUUGUGUUCAUGGUGUCUCUCUGCGUGUUUUGCUGAAGCUGUUCUCAGGCACCCCCUUCAUUGCUCCCUCCAGAAAGGGUUGCUAGCCUUAACUUCAGCUGGUGCAAAACAUCUGACAGCAGUCAGACUUCAGCCAUCUGCUCCUUCAAAGUGGAACUGUGGAUUGUUUUUGCAGAAAACAUCAAGCAAUGGCUUAUAACUCUUAUCUUGCCAGAGGCAGUUUUUGAACAAGAAAAGGAACUCAUAAGUCAUAGCAUUGGGAAAGUGUUUUCAAUUUUUAAAAAAUUAAACUGAAGAAAAACUGAUCCUUGAUCCUCCUGUGAAGACAGAUUUGCUAGGCCUCUACGUCAUGAGGAAAUGGGUGUACACAGCUGAGAUUUUCACAGCAAUAAAGGAGACUCAGCCUGGGUUAGAGGCCUGCCUUCUGCUCCUCUCCUGCACUGACUCCUUGGAGGGGCUCUUCAUUCCCAACAUGGAACAUGAAACCACACGUGCCGUGACCUUUAGGUUUUAUGAGUACACAGUGUUAAUUUGAUUUUCUACAGAAAUUAUGUAAAUUAUUCUUUAAUUUUAAAAAAACACUCAAUGCAAUAUGUGAAUAAUCAAUGGGGUUAGUUUUUCUUUUUUCCUACUGUUUAAUAGCAUUUGUCUAAUUGCUAGUAAGCCUACCAAGUUAACCAAAUUUUGUAUAACAAUGGAAUAGUCAGCCUGGCCUUAAAGAGACACACGAAAAUGGGCCAUGGGCCCUAGAAAGGGAAUAGUUAGUUGCCUUUUGUGGAAUUCCUUGCACCUGCCAUUGUUCUGCUCAACAAGAUGAGGUCCCUAAUGUGUUCCCACCCAGCCCCACUUAGUUCUGAGGGUCAGACCAUAGCAUCGUUCAUGCAAGCAGCUCUUACUGAGUUUUCCCUUGGAGCACAGCGGAAAGCUUUCCCCGUGUCUGGCUCGUGUCGCCUUAUGUUUCAGGCAUGGACCUUUCUCACCUGUUAAUGAGUGCAAAGGCAUGUUGGGAAAGGGAUGUUGGAGAGGAAGAGAUGGGUUUGAGAAGUCAGGAGAACAAAUUAGAUGCCAGAGUCCUUCCCCUUCCCCCUUCUCUCUCUCCCUCCCUCCCUCCCUCCCUCCCUCCCUCCUCUCUCCCUCCCUCUCUCCCUCUCUCCCUCCCCCUUUCUCCUCUCCCUCUCCCACUCCCUCCCUCCCUCUCUCCCUCCCCCCAAAUCCUUAAUAGAGGUAGGUUAAUGAGGAAGCAAGGACAGGGAGAUGGGGUUUAGGUAUAGGAAACAGACAGUGUCAUCUUUGGCACAAGACUAAUGGCUUUCUGUAGAAUCUUUUGGUUUCAGCAACCUGUCUUAAUUCACUUAAGAGCUCAAGAAGGAAGGUGUAACUUCACUCUGUGUAGCUUUUGACUUGGAGGCCAUCCAGUGCCAGACUGGAAGUAAGCAGCCGCCCUCUCCUGUUCACGCUUUCCAGACCAUCUUCACCGUUGCCCUGUUGUGGGAGGCAGGCGUGACAGUAAAAGUGGCCUGGGCUUUCUUGUUUAGUUCAUUCUUGGCUUUUCUGGAAAUUAGGAAGUAGGCACCAAGACCCAGGACAGUGUUACUUCUGCAUGAUGUGUGGUGAAUCCCUCUGCUGGCUUACACAGUGAUGUGAGAUACCAGUCAAUGGAAACUGCCGAGGUGGGACAGCGUGGAACCAGGAGCCAUCUCUCUCCUUCCCAGGCGCAGUGCUUCAGGGGACCUCUGUCACUAGGUCCUCAAGAUACCUUUGUCCCUGGAGCAGGGACUAACUGUAGCACAAGAUAGUAUGUGCCAAUGCUGUUUGUGAAAUGUAUGGUCUUUCUAAAUGAUUAAAGGAAUCUUUUUUGUUGUUGUUGUUUGCUUUUUUUUUUUUCUUUUUGCGAACCAAAUCUUAGAGCCAGCUGAGACUGUUCAAUAAUUUGGAGGGUAGAAUAAUGAUGUACCAGUAAAUGUAAGUUCCUCCUUAUGACAUGCUACAUGAUGGAAGAUGUAAAAUAUUACCUCCCCCUCUUCUCUUGACUUGGUAUUUUACUGCAUGUUUCCUUCAUUUUUAAUCAAUAAAGAUAAAAGAAUAAAUUGUCCUUA